AGGAGCUGGUGCCAGAAGGAGUCUGUGCUGCAUCGAGAGGAGAAACAGCCGCUAACAGAAACAUGUCCGCGGUGCCUGACGGAAAGAAACUCGUCCGGAGCCCCAGCGGCCUUCGCAUGGUGCCUGAAAAUGGCGCCUUUAACAGCCCGUUCUCCCUGGACGAGCCGCAGUGGGUCCCGGAUAAAGAGUGCCCGAGAUGUAUGCAGUGUGACACCAAGUUUGACUUCAUCAGGAGAAAGCAUCACUGUCGGCGGUGCGGCCGGUGUUUCUGCGAUAAAUGCUGCAGUAAGAAGGUGGCGCUGCCUCGCAUGUGUUUCGUGGAUCCGGUGCGGCAGUGCACCGAGUGCAGCCUGGCCUCCCAGAAGGAGAUGGAGUUCUACGAAAAGCAGCUCAAAGUGCUUCUGGGAGGUGGCACCUUCGUCGUCACUUUGGGAACGUCGGAGAAGUCUGAAACCAUGACGUGUCGCCUCUCCAACAACCACAGGUAUCUGUUCCUCGACGGUGAAAGUCACUUUGAGGUGGAGCUGUCUCGGAUCUCCAGCAUGCAGAUUUUGACAGACGGGUCGAGUCCAGGAGGUGAGACUCUGUUACAGACAGCCCCAAGAUCAGAGAAUGACAUUCACACUUACACCAGUCUGCUGGACAGUCAGUAUAUCUCUGAAGGAGGGACGUCACGGGCCAGCGGCAUGCUGCUCCACUACAAGCCAAUGGGCUCUCAGGACGCCCAGCAGCUCCGUAUGGAGGCAGCAGACGACAAGAAGGUGGCCUCGUUAUGGUUGGCUGCGAUGCACAAGGCGGCCAAGCUGCUGUAUGAAGCUCGGGACCAGUGACCUGCAGGCAGCCUGUCCAACCCUCCAGGCAGCACACACCCAAGUGUUUUUGUACCCGGUCUCACCGGGGUUUGGUAUCGUUUGGAUUUUUAUUAACACCAGUUCUGAUUCUGCUUA
Molecule: messenger RNA, 947 nt
Organism: Epinephelus lanceolatus (giant grouper)
Lineage: Eukaryota; Metazoa; Chordata; Actinopteri; Perciformes; Serranidae
Source: RefSeq, a predicted model, not a curated record